This is a messenger RNA of Coffea arabica (coffee), 2931 nucleotides long. The record is from RefSeq and is a predicted model, not a curated record. NCBI's taxonomy places the organism in Eukaryota, Viridiplantae, Streptophyta, Magnoliopsida, Gentianales, Rubiaceae.
AUGGAGCAUAGUCGGUAUUGUCCAGUUAUUAGCCUGAUUCAGCUUUUUUGCUUCACGGGCAGCUGCAAGCCCCAGCUACCCAACAUAGACCCCCGCUUUAAGCCGGUGAAGCAGAAGAAGAGGAACUUCGUCCCAGAGAGAAAUGAGGUGAUCAGGAAUGAGGUCAGUAAGCUGCUGGAGUCCAAAAUCAUCAUGAAAGUCUACUACCCGACCUGGCUAGCCAACCCCGUCCUGGUAAAGAAGGAGGACCAGUCCUGGAGGAUGUGCGUGGACUUUACAGAUCUCAAUAAAGCCUGCCCGAAGGACUGCUUCCCCCUACCAAGGAUCGACAGGUUAUUAGAUGCUACUGUUGGUUUUGACGUUUUGUGUUUCCUGGAUGCUUUCAAGAGAUACCACCAGAUAGAGAUGGCUGAGGAGGAUCGGGAGAAAACCUCGUUCAUCACCGAGGAAGGGACCUACUGCUACCGGACGAUGCCGUUCGGGCUGAAGAACGCUGGAGCUACUUACCAGCGUUUGGUCAAUAAACUGUUCCAGAACCAGAUCGGCAGGAACAUGGAGGUUUACGUGGACGACAUGAUCGUCAAGAGCCGAGCAGGACCCCAGCUCGUCCCCGACCUGAGGGAGAUCUUGAACAUCCUCUGGGAAAGCCGGAUGCGGUUGAACCCGAAGAAGUGCACCUUCGGAGUUAGGUCGGGCCGGUUCCUCGGUUUCUUGGUCUCCCGAGAAGGAAUCCGGGCCAAUCCCGAAAAACUCCAGGCCAUCAUGGACAUGGCCCCUACACGGAAUGUGAAGGAGGUCCAGCGACUCACGGGAAGGAUGGCCGCCCUGAAUAGGAUCCUCUCACGGUCCGCGGUGAGGAGGCUCCCCUUCUUCCGAGUCCUGAAGGCGCCUAAGGACUUCCAGUGGACCGAGGAAUGCGGGAAGGCCUUUACCGACCUAAAGGCUUAUUUGGUCGAGCUACCCACCCUGACCGCCCCGGAACAGGGAGAAAUCUUGUUCCUGUACUUGUCCGUCUGUAACGAGGCCGUUAGCGCGGUUUUGGUGCGGGAAGACAGGGGGGCUCAGAGGCCAAUAUAUUACGUUAGCCGCGCUUUGCAAGGUCCAGACACGCGGUACACGCCGGCCGAGAAACUGGUCCUCGCCCUGGUGCAUGCUGCCCGAAAACUCCGACCUUAUUUCCAGACCCACAGCAUCGUCGUCAUGACCGGCCAGCCCCUACGGCAGAUACUCACCAAGCCCGAAGUCUCGGGCAGGAUGACCAAGUGGGCCGUCGAGCUGGCCGAGCAUGACAUCGGCUACCAGCCUCGAACAGCUAUCAAGGCUCAGGCCCUGGCGGACUUCCUCGCUGAAGGAGCCAGCCUGUCCACAACUGAGCCUAGCUCUCUGCCCGAGGAGGCCGAGCCAGAAGAGCCUUGGGUACUAUUCGUGGACGGGGCUUCGAGCAAGGAGGGAAGCGGGGCAGGUCUGCUGCUCAUCUCGCUAACAGGGGAAGAGCUGACUUAUGCUCUCCGGUUUGACUUCCGCGCGUCUAACAAUGAGGCUGAGUAUGAGGCCCUAUUGACAGGGUUGCGGAUAGCCCACCAGAUGGGUAUUACCGCGAUCAAAGUCCGGAGCGACUCUCAGCUCGUUGUCCUCCAAGUUCGCGGGGAAUACGAGGCCAAGGAGGAGGUCAUGAAGAAGUAUCUGGCCAAAGUGCAGGAGGCGACAGCCCUGUUUGAUACAUUCGAAAUCGAGCGGGUGCCGAGAUCGCAAAACAAGCGUGCAAACGCCCUGUCAAAGCUAGCAUCCUCCUCGUUUGCACACUUGAACAAGGAAGUUCUGGUUGAGGUUGUAAAGCAGAAAAGUAUAGAUCAGGUCCGGGUCCUGGCUAUAGACAGCUCGGCCACCUGGAUGACUCCUCUCGUAAACUUUCUCAGCUCGGGUGCCCUCCCUGAGAACAAAAUCGAGGCCCGCCGGAUCCAGCUCAGAGCUGCCAAGUACGCCUACGCCGGGGGAACCCUCUAUAGGAGAUCAUACUUAUCUCCCUGGCUAAUGUGCGUGACUCCCGAGGAGGGUGAUUACGUCCUUCGCGAAAUCCACGAAGGGAUAUGUGCGGCACAUGUAGGGUCCCGGGUAUUGGCCAAAAAGUGCAUUCUCUUGGGCUACUAUUGGCCCUCCGUCUUCCGAGAUGCCGCAGAACUGGUUCAGAAAUGCCGAGCUUGCCAGGUGCACGCCCCACUGCGCCACCAGCCCACCCGGGAGAUGGUCCCCAUCCACAGUCCUUGGCCUUUCGUCCAGUGGGGGAUAGACCUCCUGGGUCCCUUCCCCCGAGCUCCGGACAGGUACGAACAUCUCGUGGUAGCCAUCGACUAUUUCACGAGAUGGAUGGAAGUUGAACCCCUGGCCACUAUCUCCUGGAAGGCAAUACAGAAGUUCUUCUGGAAAAACGUAGUCUGCCGCUUUGGAAUUCCGCAUGUCUUGAUAUCCGAUAACGGGCGACAGUUUGCUGAAGGUACCUUCAAAAGCUGGACGGCAAUUAACGAGACCCCAUUCACUCUGACUUACGGAAUAGAGGCGGUGGUACCCGCGGAGAUUGGUCUCCCCUCGCAGAACUUCGUUGCGAUAACCAACGAGGAAGAGCUGAAAUACAACUUGGACACGCUGGAGGUUAAGCGUGAGGAAGCGGCGGUACGAAUGGCUAAGUACAAAGGUCAGCUCGCCCGCUAUCAUAACGCCAAAGUGAGGACCAUACAGUACCAGCCAGGGGACCAUGUCCUAAGGAAGAACUCGAUCAGCCGGGCACAUGGCUCCAACAAGCUUGAUCCAAAUUGGGAAGGGCCGUACAAGGUCUUAGAGGCAAGCCGAGCUGGGUACUGCAAACUCGCGAAAGUGGAUGGAUCAGAGGUACCCCGCACCUGGCACUUCUCCAAUCUGCGACUGUUUGUAGCGUAG